GACUGAAGACACUUCCACGUGGACACCUGACCAUGUGCUUGCCCUGAGCAGCGAGGUCCACCAGCCAUCUCUAUUGUGGGCAGCAGGGCCAGGUGCUCAUCUGUGGACCCCCAGCAGUUGUCAGGCUCCUCCGGCAGUGGGGUCAGGGCUUCGGCCCCACCAUGUCGAGCCUCGGCGGUGGCUCCCAGGACGCCGGCGGCAGUAGCAGCAGCAGCAGCAACUCCAGUGGCAGUGGUGGCAGUGGUCCAAAGGCAGGAACGGCAGACAAGAGUGCAGCGGUGGCCACUGCUGCACCAGCCUCGGUGGCAGAUGAUGCACCACCCCCUGAGCGUCGGAACAAGAGCGGUAUCAUCAGCGAACCCCUCAACAAGAGCCUACGCCGCUCCCGCCCACUCUCCCACUACUCUUCCUUUGGCGGCAGUGGUGGCAGUGGUGGUGGCAGCAUGAUGGGCGGGGAGUCUGCUGACAAGGCUGCUGCAGCUGCAGCCGCUGCCUCCCUGUUGGCCAAUGGGCAUGACCUGGCAGCGGUCAUGGCGGUGGACAAAAGCAACCCUACCUCAAAGCACAAAAGCAGUGCUGUGGCCAGCCUGCUGAGCAAGGCUGAGCGGGCCACGGAGCUGGCAGCCGAGGGACAGCUGACGCUGCAGCAGUUUGCGCAGUCCACGGAGAUGCUGAAGCGCGUGGUGCAGGAGCACCUACCGCUGAUGAGUGAGGCGGGUGCUGGCCUGCCUGAUAUGGAGGCCGUGGCAGGUGCCGAAGCCCUCAAUGGCCAGUCCGACUUCCCCUACCUGGGCGCUUUUCCCAUCAACCCAGGCCUCUUCAUCAUGACCCCGGCAGGUGUGUUCCUGGCCGAGAGUGCGCUGCACAUGGCUGGCCUGGCUGAGUACCCCAUGCAGGGAGAGCUGGCCUCCGCCAUCAGCUCAGGCAAGAAGAAGCGGAAACGCUGUGGCAUGUGUGCGCCCUGCCGGCGGCGCAUCAACUGCGAGCAGUGCAGCAGUUGUAGGAACCGAAAGACUGGCCAUCAGAUUUGCAAAUUCAGAAAAUGUGAGGAACUCAAAAAGAAGCCUUCCGCUGCUCUGGAGAAGGUGAUGCUUCCGACGGGAGCUGCCUUCCGGUGGUUUCAGUGACGGCGGCGGGAACCCAAAGCUGCCCUCUCCGUGCAAUGUCACUGCUCGUGUGGUCUCCGGCAAGGGAUUCGGGCGAAGACAAACGGAUGCACCCAUCUUUAGAACCAAAAAUAUUCUCUCACAGAUUUCAUUCCUGUUUUUAUAUAUUUUUUUUCUGUUGUCGUUUUAACAUCUCCACGUCCCUAGUAUAAAAAGAAAAAGACAAGAAAAAAAUCUAACUGCUUUUUCAGAAGAACAACAACAAAAAAAAGAGGUAAAGACGAAUCUAUAAAGUACGAGACUUCCUGGGCAAAGAAUGGACAAUCAGUUUCCUUCCUGUGUCGAUGUCGAUGUUGUCUGUGCAGGAGAUGCAGUUUUUGUGUAGAGAAUGUAAAUUUUCUGUAACCUUUUGAAAUCUAGUUACUAAUAAGCACUACUGUAAUUUAGCACAGUUUAACUCCACCCUCAUUUAAACUUCCUUUGAUUCUUUCCGACCAUGAAAUAGUGCAUAGUUUGCCUGGAGAAUCCACUCAUGUUUAUAAAGAGAAUGUCGAUGGCGCCGUGUAGAAGCCCCUCUGUGUCCAUCCAUGUGUGCAGAGCUGCCAGCGAGGUGCUCGCAGAGGGGAAGGGAGCCCCUCACCCCCAUCCCCGGGCCCAGGCCAGCCGUGUUGCACCCACAGUCCCCAGACUGGGUGGGAUCCCUCACCCCAGUGGUGAUGAUUCUGGAAAAAUGAAAGCUCUGUUCGUUUAUCCAUUGAGAUCUGGGAGCCCAUGUCUCGAUAUUUCCAAUCCUGGCUACUUCCCUUAGAGAAAAUAAGUCCCUUUUUUUCUGGCUUUGCUGAUGGCAACAGAAGAAAGGGCUUCCUUGCGUGGUCCCCUGCCGGUGGGGGUGGGUGCCCAGGGGGCCCCCGUGCGGCCUGGGCCCCCCGCCCAUGGCCAGCUUCCUGCUGAUGAACAUGCUGUUUGUAUUGUUUUAGGAAACCAGGCUGUUUUGUGAAUAAAACGAAUGCAUGUUUGUGUCACGAAG
Molecule: messenger RNA, 2133 nt
Organism: Galeopterus variegatus (Sunda flying lemur)
Lineage: Eukaryota; Metazoa; Chordata; Mammalia; Dermoptera; Cynocephalidae
Gene: CXXC5
Product: CXXC finger protein 5
Exons: 2
Coding region: 162-1127 (321 amino acids)
Cellular component (GO): nucleus
Molecular function (GO): zinc ion binding; methyl-CpG binding
Source: RefSeq, a predicted model, not a curated record